Molecule: messenger RNA, 889 nt
Organism: Punica granatum (pomegranate)
Lineage: Eukaryota; Viridiplantae; Streptophyta; Magnoliopsida; Myrtales; Lythraceae
Source: RefSeq, a predicted model, not a curated record
CUUCAAUUCCCCCACUCCCUUCCCCUUCGUCUCCCCUCUUCCCCCUUUCUCCCUCUCCCCUUCUCUCUCUCUCUACUUUCUCUAUCUAGACGCUAAUCACAGAGGCAGCGUCCAAAAUUGCCAGUAGAAACCCUGGUGGAAGGAGUAGGAGUUCGAUUGCAGCGGGGGAGAGAGAGAGGGAGAGAGAGUGAUGUUGCUGGGGAAGAGGCAGCGCCCUCCGACGAUGAAGAGGACCACCAGCCUGUCGGAGAUCACCUUCGAUCUCAACGCCACCGGCGACGCCCAGCCUUCAGACCCCCGCCGGCCCGUCUGGCCGGGUCGCGCUUCGGGCGCCCCCGAUGGGUGGGAUCAGCAGCUCCUAGCUGCGGCCCCGCCGAGGGUCGACCGGCGGCACUCUGCCGAUUUCCGUGAGACCCCCAAUUUCCUCCGGUGCUGCUCCCUCUGCAAGCGCCGCCUCAUCCCCGGCCGCGACAUCUACAUGUAUAAGGGCGACAGUGCAUUUUGCAGCCUAGAGUGCCGGCAGCAGCAGAUGAACCAAGACGAGAGGAAGGACAAGAAGUGCUCUGUUGCGGCCUCGAAGAAACUGGACGCCGUGGCCUCUUCCUCUACUGCUCCCGGAGCCAAGGUCGCCGCUAAGGGGGAGACAGUCGCCACGGUGUGAUCCCCGACCAGCUAUUGCGGCCCAUCCAUAUAAUCUUGCUGACCCGCCACAGAAAGUUAUUGGUACACUCCCGGAGAAGACAAUUAAUUGUUGAAAGAUUAUGUAUUUAUAAGAACCUGGCGAGUGGAGGAUCCGGAGAUUGAGAUCUUAUGUCUUGUGGGCAAGUUUUGGAACGAUUAUUGAAUUUUUUGUGUAAUCUAAUCCAAACUUAUACCCUUUUUGUCUCUC